This is a messenger RNA of Fusarium venenatum, 261 nucleotides long. NCBI's taxonomy places the organism in Eukaryota, Fungi, Ascomycota, Sordariomycetes, Hypocreales, Nectriaceae. The record is from RefSeq and is a predicted model, not a curated record.
AUGGAGGCCAGUUCUUCACCGCCGGGAGACUACACCGUGUAUUUCUCUACGGAUGAGCUGAGCUUGCCUGUAGAAGGCUAUGAGAUUGGAGCAAACAGGGAUCUCGUUGUCGUUGGUGAUUUUGAACGUGCGCGCUUUGGUCAAGUCAAGAUCGAAACCAAUGUCUUCCCCAAUGGCUGCACGGCAUCCUGUGACAUAGCCUACACCGAAAGGAUUGUGAACAGUGAGAUCGACAAUGAGAAACCCCAACUCUUGGAUUAG